Messenger RNA from Nicotiana tabacum (common tobacco), 648 nucleotides. RefSeq lists its product as uncharacterized. Gene Ontology annotation, molecular function: SNARE binding. The record is from RefSeq and is a predicted model, not a curated record. Gene Ontology annotation, cellular component: lytic vacuole; endosome. Gene Ontology annotation, biological process: SNARE complex assembly. NCBI's taxonomy places the organism in Eukaryota, Viridiplantae, Streptophyta, Magnoliopsida, Solanales, Solanaceae.
AUGCAUUGCAGUAGCGAGUAUCCACUUUUUAUUCCACGCCAAAACUUUUGCUCGUAUGGUGGGGAAGCUUCAUGGUACAACAGAAGUUGCAGUAAUUCUGGAAGUUCAAGUGACUUUGGAGUUACCUCAAUGGAAUCUGAUAGAAAACCUCGGUUGGAUUCUUCUAGUAGUAGUAGUUUCAACUGUGCUUCUGCUUCCCUGCACUCGAUAGAAUCACACAAGGAUCUGCAGAAAGGCAUAGCACUUCUCAAGAAAAGGGUUGCCUGCAUUAUUGCAUACUGUUACAACACAUUAUGUUUAGAAGUUCCUGCCGAAGCCUCUACUUUCGAAACAUUUGCAAGAUUGUUGGCUACACUUUCUUCUUCAAAGGAAGUUCGAUCUGUGUUUUCUUUGAACAUGUCUGGUUCAAGGGCAUCCAAGCAAGUCCAACAACUGAACAAAUCUGUUUGGAGCGUAGAUUCAGCCGGGUCAUCUAGCACUUUGAUGGAGAGUGGACAUGUGCCAGUAUUGAGAAAUACAUUUGACAAUGCUCUUCCAAGUUCUAUUGCUAGUUUGCCGCAUUCACAUAACGUGCAAGUUAAAACCCUGAUAGAGUUUCUUUCAUUUUUCUCAAAUGUAGUGGUAAAUAUGUUCUAUUUCAGUGAUUGA